Polypterus senegalus (gray bichir) is the source of this 5357-nucleotide messenger RNA. Its product is annotated as septin-11. Gene Ontology annotation, biological process: cytoskeleton-dependent cytokinesis. The record is from RefSeq and is a predicted model, not a curated record. NCBI's taxonomy places the organism in Eukaryota, Metazoa, Chordata, Cladistia, Polypteriformes, Polypteridae. Gene Ontology annotation, cellular component: cell division site; microtubule cytoskeleton; septin complex. Gene Ontology annotation, molecular function: molecular adaptor activity; GTP binding; GTPase activity. The transcript is spliced from 10 exons. The coding region runs from base 16 to 1287 and encodes 423 amino acids.
CAAAAGAAAGCAGUUAUGGAAUCUGAGUCCCAGAGUGAAGAUCUACGGAAUUUGAAUUUGUCUGGCCAUGUUGGCUUUGAUAGUCUUCCGGAUCAGCUGGUUAAUAAGUCCACAACCCAGGGCUUCUGCUUUAACAUUCUUUGUGUGGGAGAAACUGGCGUUGGCAAAUCCACUUUAAUGGACACAUUAUUCAACACCAAGUUUGAAGGUGACCCAGCCACGCACAAUGAACCCGGUGUUCGAUUAAAAGCACGAAGCUAUGAACUUCAGGAGAGUAAUGUACGAUUAAAGCUGACCAUUGUUGAUACUGUUGGGUUUGGCGAUCAGAUUAACAAAGAUGAAAGUUACAAACCAAUUGUUGAAUACAUUGAUGCCCAAUUUGAAGCAUAUCUGCAAGAAGAGCUGAAGAUAAAACGUUCUCUGUUUAAUUAUCAUGACACACGGAUCCAUGCUUGUCUGUAUUUCAUAGCACCUACUGGACAUUCUCUAAAGUCUCUUGACCUUGUCACAAUGAAAAAACUUGACAGCAAGGUCAAUAUUAUCCCAAUCAUUGCCAAAGCAGACACCAUUGCCAAAAAUGAACUACAUAAGUUCAAGAGUAAAAUCAUGAGUGAACUGGUCAGCAAUGGUGUUCAAAUCUAUCAGUUUCCAACGGAUGAGGAGACUGUUGCAGAGAUCAAUGCCACCAUGAGUGUUCAUCUUCCUUUUGCUGUGGUGGGAAGCACUGAAGAAGUUAAAAUUGGAAAUAAAAUGGCUAAAGCUAGGCAGUAUCCCUGGGGUAUCGUGCAAGUGGAGAAUGAAAAUCACUGUGAUUUUGUGAAAUUGAGAGAGAUGCUGAUCAGAGUUAAUAUGGAAGAUCUGCGUGAACAAACCCAUUCUCGGCACUAUGAACUAUACCGACGCUGCAAAUUGGAGGAGAUGGGCUUCAAGGACACUGAUCCAGACAGUAAACCUUUCAGUCUGCAGGAGACAUAUGAAGCCAAGAGGAAUGAAUUCUUGGGUGAGCUCCAAAAGAAAGAAGAGGAGAUGAGGCAGAUGUUUGUAAUGAGGGUAAAAGAAAAAGAAACUGAGCUGAAAGAAGCAGAAAAAGAGCUACAUGAGAAGUUUGAUCGACUAAAAAAAACUCACCAAGAUGAGAAGAAGAAAUUAGAAGAAAAGAAAAAGGAGAUUGAGGAGGAAAUUUCUGCUUUCAAUAAGAAAAAAGCACUUCUUCAGUCACAGGCUCAGCAAGCUGGAUCACAGCCUACUAAGAAGGACAAAGACAAGAAGAAUUCAAGCUUCACAUAAGCAGGGUGCCUGACCAUGGACAUCUUUCACAUUCACCAGCUCAUUGUUCUGCAGUAGCAGGAAGGCAACUGACUGCUGCUUGGUAGUGGGAUGCUCAAAUGCAAUUUUAGUUCUGAAAAUGUUCAAGUAUGAAGUGUUAUAUGCAGUGUAUUUGUCUAUUUUGUGUUGCUUUUUUAAAGCAUUUGUUUAAAUAGUACAUGUAUGUUUAUAUAAGAGUGUGUGGAUGAUACGUAAUACUCUCUAUACAAACACACAUAAGUGUCAAAUAAUAUGUGUAAAUUUAGCCUUUAAUUGUGACUUUUCUGUAGUCAUAUUAAAUAUUUGAAAAUUAACAUGCAUGCGCACUUCAAAGCUCAUUUUUUUUUUACUGUAUAAUAAAAUUAUGUACAUGCUCACUAUUUUGGUUUAUAUAGUUUAUGCAGUGAUAUACUGCCAACUGUGACUGGUUUUCUCAUUUAAAGAAGACAUAUCAUUGCUGGAAUUAUUGAAUAUUUCUGUUUCGUACUGUAUUAUCAGUAUGGAAACCUGGAGAGAGUAAGAGUGGCUUCAGCCUCUGCUUCCUUAAAAUGUCUGUUCUGAAUUAAUUCUGUCUUGUUAAAUUUGACUUUAGCAGAAUGCACCACUGAGGUUAAGAUUGGUAGCAUGGAAAGCUAGAAAAGUGCUACAUAACCUAAUCUUCUCUCUUGUGAUUUUCAUUACAUUUUAAUUCUAGACAAAACAUUUGUUUGCUCACUGAAUACCCCAAAGCCUCGGAGUCUGAAUAAAGCAGUGAUUUGUGUAGGCAGUGCCAUCCCUCCAGAGAGGCUGGAGGUUCAGUAUCUUUUUGAUGACCAUUACUCCAUUGUGUCAUCUGUUUCUUUUCUAAAGACAUUCUUAAGUCACAAAUUACAAGAGUAGCCAUAAAUAGUUUUCAGUGAAUUACUGAUUGGUCAGAAACAUAUUUAUAUUUAUAAUGAACUUUUAAAUCUUUGACGUUAGAAAAUUAAUUUUCUGUCACUUAAAGUAAAAUGCACUGCUCCUGUUGUGUAUAAGUGUAUUAGUAUACAAUAGGACAUUGUGGACGUCAUGACCACCUUAGAUGGACAGCAAGUCAUUCCUGGCAAAAGCAUUGCUGCUACAGCGUGUUACAUUAAAAUACUUGAAGUAAUGUCUGCAUAGACAUGUUAGGAUAAAGACCUGUUUAAAGAGGUUUGCAUGUAUUCUAGCAGUGUGUGUGCAAAAGUUGUAUCCCAUUAGAUUUUGUUUAGCUCCAUAUAAUAAUAUAAUAUAAUAUGUAUGUGUGUGUGUAUCUGAAUGUUUAAAUAUAUUAAAUGUUUUUAUUGUAAAAUUUGUUCUUUGCUUCUAUGUAUCUUUUACACUAAUUCUUGUUCAGUAUUUGGAAAUGUAUUUAGCAGAUCAUAAUAUGUAUGUGUACUUUUUUAUCUUAACAUUAUAUUGCAUUCCUUUUCUGGGCAGAUUUCUUCCGUUUCUGAAAUUUUCCAAGACAUGGCGACCAUUGCUGACCCUCUGAAUUCUUGGGAUGUUGUUUUUGAUCUGAUUUCUUUUUCUUCCAGGCUAGGUAGUCACCCUUUGUUUGUCUGUCUGUCUGUCCCUUUUUUAAAUCAGAAACACUGUUUCAUUCAACACUAGUCAUUUCUAGCUCCACUUCUGUCCAGUAAAAGAUUUUCAUUUGCCUCAUUUAAAUAAACAAAUAAAUAAGUAACGUGGCACAAGGAGAAAGUGAAUCCAGGUGUAAUUCAAGUUUGAGAAAGACUUUUAGGUAAAUCGAGUGCAUGUGUCUUUAAGUAGAGUUUCCUCAUAAAACAUUGCUAAUCAUGCAAUGUUAAAAAAUCAUAUUUUACACAAUUCCAUGUAUUUUAUUAUUAACAAUUUUGAUGUUUUUUUUAAAUAGGAAUAAUGAGAGACUAAAGCCACAAGACAUUUUUGUUUGUUAUAGUAUAUAGCUGCACACCUGUUACUUAUUCAGUUAGUUUUUUGCCAAUCUGCAUAUCUCCUGCGUCUUUAGACUAAAUAGUUGUGACUAUACAAGUCCCUUGUGCCACGUUUAAUUCCUGCUUUCUAGUAGCCGUCCAAAUUCUUUCUCUUUCUCCUACUUUGUUUCUCUACAGUAACCCCUGGCUCUGCACGGAAUAGCUAAUCCCCUCAGUACCUUUUAUGGAUAAGUUUUUUCUUCCAUGCAUGUAAGUAUGGCAGUUGGAAGUGUUCUCAGUUAGAAGCUCUUCUGUCUUCCCCCUGUGAUCUUCCCAUUAACUUAAAUAAUGUCAUGUUAAGUGAAGAUCCUGGUAUGAUGUGAAGAUGAGUCACCUUCUGAUGUUAUGUGGUGUGCAGGGUUUGCCCUCCUUAACUUUUAAUGUGACCACAUCUGUCUGAACAAGAGACCAGUUGAUGAUCUGUUCAGUGUUCCUCUAACUCGAGGCUAUGUCUGGGGAGACUAGACUGCACUUUAGUACAUACAUCAUACCACCUGGCUGCUCAAGUGCCCUUAGCAUUUGUUAGAAAACCCAAAGAACAUUCUCAAAUAUAGUGCCUUAUAGCUCUCUGAAUUCAGUGUUAUUCUAAAAUGGAAAUAAUUUAUAAUUGGUGAAUCUUCUUCCGUGUGCAUUUCACAGUACACCAUUGAGAUAAUUGUUAAACAGACGCAUCUGCAGAAACAGAACAGAUCCCCUCCCAGCUUUGGCUUAAGUGAAAAUCAGGAGAUGCUGAUCAAGUGAAAUUUGAUACUCCAAAUUUGUUAUUUGAUGUUGUUUCAAUAAAAAGAGUUGUGUCCUUUAGCUGAUUUAAUCCAUAGAGUUGGUAAUUCCUUUUUUCUCAACUACCUAUGGUGGUCUUCUACCUAUUGGUUAAGUUCCCUUCAUUAAAAAGAAGUGGUAGGAAGACUAGGGUGAACUAUAAGGUCUAUUUUAGAAUUUCUUACCUUUUUUUUUUAAUUUUAAUUUUGGAAGAGGUGUAUUUAAGUCGCAGCUAACCACAUGCCAUUAGGGUGUCUGCUCAAGUUGACACCCUCAGAUGGCAUAUCUUGCACAGGCUCAUCUCUCCAACGGCCAUCUGUUGAAAUUUGCAAAAGUGGUCUGAAGGCACUGGUGAAUUUACUCCAUGUCCAACAUUCACAAGUGAGCAGCUGUUACUUCUUCCCCUUUCUUGAUGAUGCAUAUACCAGAUAAUGAGAGUUUAUCUUCCCGACUGCCUCUUACACUCUUUCCUUUUUGUUUCUACUACUUCCUGUGCUGUGACUCUUUACAUGCUGGAGUAAAAGAUCAGACAGUAUAGCAGGCCAUUGUGGACCUUCACAAUUGACUUGCACAUGGUUGAUGUUUGCCUUCCAUCCUCUAAAGGUUCUGCCAUGGCAGCUCUAAUAUUUUACUAAACUAACAUGUAAACAGUCCAGAUGUCAUCAUGUGCUCAGUAGCAUUGCAUUGUUUCCAGUCAUUAUUUUUUUUUUAUUAAAAAGAACUUAAGAAAACGUCCAAUACUCUCUCUUAAGCAGUCUGUGCUGAAUAUCUUAAUUGUUUUUGACUAUACUGAAUUUAUAAGCCUUUUUUGUGUGUUUGUUAUUUGAUGUCUCACUGCCAUGAUCCAAGAUGUUGCCAUUUUUUUAAUACAUGUGUAAUAUUCUGUGUUUCCUUUUUCAAAUUAUUGUAUUUGGUUUUUGUAACAUUUUUAAAGUGCAAUAAGCACAAUUUCACCAAAGUUUUAAUGAACCUCAGUAAGGAGGAAAAACAAAGGAAGAAAAAAAAAUGUAAAGUUAUAUGUGCCGAUGGAUUUGUUCGGCUAGUUUAGUAUCUUUGUAAUAAAUGAACCACACAGUUUGUAAGCCUGAUAUAUUUUUACAUCCUUUUUUUGGCAUUUAGUGUACUAAAACUAAAAUGUUGUACAUGUGAUGUAUUACAGCUGUGCCAAGUAUAACAUUUGUUGCCUGGUAUGUCUUUGUUCUGUUGUGCUUCCACUUCAUUUUAAUGCAUGGGUAUUCAGAAACAAAUAAAUAAAUAAGACGUGAAUCAUGCAUGUUGACAUGAAGCUUUGUUAACAUGUCCAGAAUGCAUUAUGCAUCAAAUUAAAAAUCCUUCUGCUCA